Molecule: messenger RNA, 5070 nt
Organism: Schizosaccharomyces osmophilus
Lineage: Eukaryota; Fungi; Ascomycota; Schizosaccharomycetes; Schizosaccharomycetales; Schizosaccharomycetaceae
Gene: sen1
Product: ATP-dependent 5' to 3' DNA/RNA helicase Sen1
Exons: 1
Coding region: 1-5070 (1689 amino acids)
Biological process (GO): termination of RNA polymerase II transcription
Cellular component (GO): nuclear body
Molecular function (GO): transcription termination site sequence-specific DNA binding; helicase activity
Source: RefSeq, a predicted model, not a curated record
AUGGCUGAAUCAGAUGACCAAACUUGUUUUGAAAAGUUGGUCCUUUAUAAAAACGCACAACAUUGGUUUUGCUCUGGAUUGCUUGACCAAUAUAUUCGUCCAAUCUUCUUAUGGAUGGCUAAGCAGCCUUCCCCAUGUUUUGAAUGGGUACUGAAGUGUUACGAUGAGCGGUUGUGCGGUUGUACCUCUUGCAUUCAAUCAUUUUAUCACCUGAGGGAUGAAGCUUUGGCGAAAUUUUCGUAUCUUUAUUCUGGAGAUUCUAUGGCAACCCUAGAAAGACGUUGGGACGACUGGAUGCUUGAUAGUACACUUUCCAACUUUAAAAACGUGGAAGAAACAACACUCGAUUUCACUGCCCUUCCUUCCUUGGUGUUCAAUGUCUUCCUCAAUCCUCGUCUUAUGAGAAAUCAAGAGGCAUAUUGCCAAGCAUUAAAUGGAUUUGCUGAUCUUGUUUCCGACUGGUCUUCUGGCGUUUUCCUCCCUGGAUUUUUUGUCAUGUUUUUUGAAGAGACUUACUCUGAAGUCCAUGAGUAUAUUACCGAUUUUCUCAAGAAAACAGAAAAUCUUCAUUUGACCUCUGAAGUUUUUGACGACGUCUUCUCAAUAAUUUUAUACCAGCAAACCGAUGAAGAUAAAUCUUCCCUUCUCUCACCCUGUUCUUCUGAGUUUUGGAAGCGUGCUUCUACGCUCUUUCAGCUACUUCCGCUCAAUUGUGUCACAACUUUAUGUGAAUCCCACUUCCGUGAUUUUUUUAUCACCGAACUUGAGGAUGAGGCUUUUUCGGAUGAGAAGUUUGCUUGCUUAAAAAUUUUUUCCAAUUCUCCUUCUUUUUGGUUCGCAUCCGACAUUUUUGAUCAAUUAGAGGGUUAUCUUCAAAAACUGUUGGCGAAUGUUACAGUCGUCGAUGACGUUAAUGCUUCAUCUUGUGGAUGGGCUUAUGUGUUGGCUUCAUUAUUUAGAUUUUGUUUGAACGAUUUUGUUCUGAUCUUCCCCUCUUGGCUAAAAACUUUUGUCCAUGACGACAAAGUUGUUGAUUUUAUCAUCUAUGCUUCAUUCUAUGCUUUAUUUGAUCUUUUAUCAUUAGAUAAUAGCUCCCCACAUUCCUUGAAUGAGGUUUUGUUAUUGAUUGACAACAAAAAUAUCAAUCUUUUUAGUCAAGAGUCGGAUUACUUGAAUAAUCUUAAAGUUCGGUCCCUACUUUAUGACAUUUUAUUCAUUAGUUGGGCUCAUAAAGCUCUUACUAAAGAUCCGUCCUUUAUCUUUGAUCCCACUUACAAGGUGUCUCCAUUUUGGAAUUCGAUUGAUUUCAAGGAUGUGAAUUAUACAAGUCGAUUCUUUGAAGGAUUAUCAACCUGCUACUUUGUUCAUGACAUUGAGCUUUCAGAGUCAACCACGCCUGAAAAGUCUGUGGUUUUGUUCUCUGAAAUAUGGCAAACCUUAUCAAGUCACAUAAGCUCAUUUUUACAGUCUUUUUCGCAAAGGGACUCUCCAGAAGUGGCCAGCUACAUGCAAAAUGACUUGAUUUUUGAUACCGUUUUGGGAUUUUUACUAUCACCAUCUCAACAACUCUAUGCUGACGCUUUUCGUAUUUUCCAGUCGUUUUUUGGAAAAGUUAAAAACAAGAAUGAAGUAAUGAAGAAGCUAGUUGAAGAUCAUUUCCGUGGCAUUGUUCACGGACUGGUUGAUGCAUCCCUUCAUUGGCAGUCAGCUUUCACAUUUUUUCCCGCUCUUCGAAUAAUGCGUUUUGUCAGCAAUAUUAACAAAUUGUUUUCAACCAACAAUAAAGUUUGGAACGAAAAUGAUUUAUCAACUUUAGGUGCUUACUGGCAAUGUGUUUGGAAUAUUUUAGACCUUGUUCACUCGAACGUUGCAAGGUGGUCAUUGUGUAACUCAAACGAUACCGUCAAAGCAUCGAUGAAGUUAGCUUUGAAAUUAAGCAUGGACCUUUUUCAAAAUGAUGGUCUUUUCAUAAAGUUCCUUGCCAAAUUCGAUGGUUUAGUUUUACUUGGUGAAACAAGUGAUGCUCUAUUUUCGUUAACUACCUGGCUUAAAAUUAAUGAUUUAGAAAUGAGAGAGCAAGUUAUCGACAGUUUGUGUAUGCUUUUUGUUAAAUACUCAAACUUUGAUUAUCUAUUUGAAGAUCGUACUAUAAAUUUCUUGACUGAUUUCAUAAUUAGGAAGCAAAAAGCACAUUUAUCGGCUGACCAAUGCAAACGCCUCGCGGAAGUGAUUGUUCAAGCAAGUCCUGAGGCUAAAAGUAUUUUGGAUGAAAACCGUCUUGCAGAAGCUCGCAAGACUAAAAAACAAACCGAAUUGGUUAGCGGUAACCAGUUCAACAAAAAACCGGAACCGCCAAAGAGAGAAAAGACUCAAAAUGUUUCUGCACCGACUGAUAAAAAAACUUCUACUCCUCGUAUGAAAAUGUUGGAUCAAUUACGACAAGAGUAUAUUGCGCGUCGUGCUGGUCAUUUUGCUGCGCGAGAUGCAGCCGUGUCUUCCAGAAAAGCAACAUUCGAAAACCAAAAGCCCCCCACCAAUUUAUUGACUGAGCAAGAUUCUGAUAAUGAGGAGGUCGAUGAGAGUGAUAGGAAAGAAGGAUUGUUUUCACUAGCUAAGGCUAACAAGGUACCUGAAAUUCGUCAAGCGGAACGUAGGCAAAUACAGCUUUUGUCUACACCCAAAAACCAAUUACAUCCUUCUCAAGCACGAAUACUAUCUAAUCGAAAUGCAGCUAAUACAAAGGCUCGUCUAUUUCCUAACAUGUCUGAAUUUUAUAGCGAAAUUUUGACAUGGAAUCCCAGUUAUGAAGCUGCUUCUCCUAUACUGAAGUAUCAUAAAUCUGAAGGAAAAAUUGCUGAUACAUUCAGAAGUAUUGACCAAUAUAUGGAUGUUUUGCAGCCUAUGAUUUUCAUGGAAUGUUGGAGUCAAAUCCAGGCUACCAAGAAGAAUUUGAAAUUUUCCCCUGUAGAGGGUAUUAUGAUUCAGAGAACGGCUGUGAAUAACUUUGUCGAUAUUGGGAUUUCAGUAGCCCCCAAAGACCUCUAUGGUUAUCCGCUUUUUGAUACUGAAAUUGUCUCUCUAGCUUUUUCAAGAGAAGAAGCACAUUCCAUGAAGGGUCUCUGUUGUUUUGCUAAAAUUGAAAAAAUCGUCCGACAAGAAAACGGAACUUUGGUAAUCGUGAGGACUCUUCCAAAAUUGGAAAUGUUAAAUAAGCUUCAAGGAAAUGUACCUUUGUAUUUCUUGAAAUUAACAAACUUAUCAACGUUCACUAGACAAUAUGCUGCAAUUCGAGGAUUGCCUUAUUAUCAUAUGGCAGAUGAUAUCGUUCAAGCAAAACCUUGUUCGCAACCAAUUAAACAUUCUCCUAGCGAAAUCAAAGGAGCCAUGAGCCGUUACCAAGUUAACGAUCCACAGGCAAAAGCAAUUUUGUCUUCCCUGGACAACAGUGGCUUUACUUUAAUUCAAGGUCCUCCUGGUACGGGUAAAACGAAGACAAUUAUCGGUAUCGUCACGGCUUUAUUAGUUGAUUCAAAUCGAUAUCAUAUUACUCGGCCCGGUGCUCAAAACAGUAGUACCGAGCCUAAACAACAGAUGUUGCUAUGUGCUCCCAGUAAUGCUGCUGUUGAUGAAGUUUUACUUCGGUUGAAACGCGGUUUUACUCUUAGCAAUGGCGAACAUUACGCUCCGAAGGUUGUUCGUAUUGGUAACCCUGAAACAAUAAACGUUUCUGUACGGGAUACUUCAUUAGAAUAUCAGACAGAAAAGCAACUUCUUGAAGUUAACCAGGGAGCAGUAGACCUUGGAUCUCUCCAGGAACUUACACGUUGGCGUGAUGUUUUCUAUAACUGUAUACAGAAAAUCGAGGACCUCGAAAAGCAAAUAGACGUUGCAAGAGAUAUGGAAGAAGAUACGAAAGCUUUGGGUCAAGAAUUACAGAACAGCAUUAAUGAGAAGAAUUUAGCAGAGCAAAAAAUUGAGGAGUUCCAAAGUCAGAGUUUUACGAAAAACAAAGAGGUCGAUCAUUUGCGCAAAAAGGCUCAAAAAGCUAUUUUGAAACAGGCGGAUGUUGUUUGUGCUACUUUAUCUGGUAGUGGUCAUGAUUUAGUUGCACACAGUUUUCUAAACUUUUCGACUGUUAUCAUUGACGAGGCAGCUCAAGCCGUAGAACUUGAUACUAUUAUACCCUUACGUUAUGGUGCUAAGAAAUGUAUUCUUGUUGGUGAUCCUAAUCAAUUACCACCGACAGUUCUGAACCAAAAGGCUGCCAGUUAUAAUUACUCCCAAUCACUGUUUGUUCGUAUUCAGAAAAUUCAUUCCGAACAGAUGUGCUUAUUGAGUAUUCAAUACCGUAUGCAUCCCCAUAUUAGUUAUUUCCCUAGUAUGAAGUUUUACGAUUGUCGUCUUAAAGAUGGAGAAGGAAUGGCUGAAAAGACAAAGCAAGUUUGGCAUUUAAAUGGUCAAUUUAGUCAGUACCGAUUAUUUGAUAUUCGUGGCCAGGAAAAAAUAUCUACAACGUCAUCUUCAUACAAUGUUGAAGAAGUUGGAUAUGUUGUACAAAUGUAUGAAAAAUUGGUUGGAUCUUUCCCGGAUGUCAAUUUUACGGGUAGAAUUGGUGUAAUUACCCCAUAUCGGCAACAACUGCAUGAGUUGCGCAAGGCAUUCAAAGAAAAAUAUGGAAAAACUAUCAUGUCCUCUGUUGAUAUUCAAACUGUAGAUGGUUUCCAGGGUCAGGAAAAAGAUAUUAUCAUCUUCUCAUGUGUCAAAAGCUAUUCUAAAUAUUCAAUUGGUUUCUUGAGAGAUUAUCGUCGUCUUAAUGUAGCCUUAACUCGUGCAAGGAGUUCACUCUUUAUUGUCGGAAACUUGGAAACGCUGAAGACAGAUGAUUUGUGGGGAAGCUUAGUUGACGAUGCCCUACGACGUAAACUAGUCGAAAGUCCUCAUUUGGGCUCUGAUGGACAAUUAAUUCUUGUUAAAAAUUCUAGUGAGAAGCGCCCAAGGCCAAAAGAUUUUGAAGAAUCUUCCGACAAGAAACAAACUAUUUCGAACGGCGUUUCUGAAACAUCAGGAUAA